Molecule: messenger RNA, 1764 nt
Organism: Mycotypha africana
Lineage: Eukaryota; Fungi; Mucoromycota; Mucoromycetes; Mucorales; Mycotyphaceae
Product: Aldehyde/histidinol dehydrogenase
Exons: 4
Coding region: 1-1764 (587 amino acids)
Molecular function (GO): aldehyde dehydrogenase (NAD+) activity
Source: RefSeq, a predicted model, not a curated record
AUGGCAUUAGAUUUCACGACAACACAAUGGAUCACCAUUGGUGCGGGUGCCAUUGUAAGCUGGCUAUUGUUGAAAUGGAUCACCUCGCCUUCACCCAAAAAGUUUACUGUUAAGGUACCUGAAGCUGCUGACCCCAAGUGGACUGGCAAAGUUCUUGAGAAUCCCUCUAUUCGUGAUCCUAGUAAUCCUUCAACAAUCGUGUGCUAUGAUCCUUCUACUGGCUAUCUUAUUGAUACUGUUCCCAACCCUACUGUUGAGGAGGUGAAGGAGUUAUACAAUCGUACCGCUGCAGCCCAAGUAAAAUGGGCGAAGACCACAUUUGAACAACGUCGUACUGUCCUUCGUUCCUUAUUAGCUUUUGUUUUGGAAAAUCAAGAAACCAUUUGUAGAGUGGAUUGUAGAGAUACUGGAAAAACCAUGAUUGAUGCUUCUUUAGGUGAAAUUAUAACUACUUGUGCCAAAUUACGCUGGACUAUUGAUAAUGGUGAAUCUGUAUUGGCUGAUGAUUAUAGAGCACCUGGUUUAAUGAUGAUGUACAAGCAUUCAAAAGUUGUUUAUCAACCUUUGGGUGUCGUCUCUGCUUUGGUCAGUUGGAACUAUCCUUUCCAUAAUGCCAUUGGUCCUGUCAUUUCCGCUCUCAUGUCUGGUAACGGUAUUAUCGUCAAGUGCUCAGAAUAUGUUGCCUGGUCUUCUAAAUACUACGAGCAAAUCAUCAAGACUUGUCUUUCUGUCAACGGCUUUGAUCCUGACCUUGUCCAAUUCGUACCUGGCUUUGCUGAUGUAGGUGAAGCUGUUGUUCAAAGUGGUGUCAAUCACGUUACUUUUAUCGGUUCCCCUGCCGUCGGUAAAUUGGUUCAACGUAAUGCCUCCGACUACCUUGUGCCUUGUGUGCUAGAAUUGGGUGGUAAAGAUUGUGCUAUUCUUUUGAAGGAUUCUGAUCUCGUUCAGGCUAUUCCUGUGUUGAUGCGUGGUGUUUUCCAAAAUUGUGGUCAAAACUGCAUCGGUAUUGAGCGUAUUAUUGUUGCUGCUGAAAUCUACGAGAAAGUAGUUGAAGAAAUGAAUACACGUAUUGGUAAGCUUCGUCAAGGUUCUAUUCUUGCUGAGGGCGAAGGCGUGGAUUGUGGUGCGAUGACAAUGGGGAAUCAAUUCGAAAAAUUGGAAGCUCUUGUUCAAGAUGCUGUUUCUCACGGGGCUCGUCUUCUUCGUGGCGGUAAGCGUUAUCAUCACCCUAAACAUCCUUCUGGUCAAUAUUUCGAACCCACUUUGCUUGCUGAUGUUACACCCGAAAUGGAUAUUGCUAAUAUUGAAGCCUUCGCUCCUAUUAUGGUGAUAAUGAAGCAUCAAGGUCCUGAAGAUGCUGUCCGUAUUGCCAAUCUUUGUCCUUUUGGUCUUGGUUCUUCUGUUUUCUCUGCUGAUAAGAAGUUGGCGGAAAAGAUGUGUAUGCAAUUAAAAACCGGUAUGGCUAAUGUCAAUGAUUUUGCAGUUAAUUAUCUCUGUCAAGGUCUUCCUUUUGGUGGCGUUGGUAUCUCCGGUUAUGGUCGCUUCUCCGGUAAGGAAGGUCUUCGUGGUCUUUGUGUUCCUAAGGCGUUUACAACAGAUCGUAUUCCUGGCGUGAAGACUCCUAUCCCUCCUAUUUUGGAUUAUCCAGUACAAAGUGCUAAGAAGGGUUGGUCCUUUGUUAGCGCUCUUAAUAACCUAGUAUACAAUCCUGAAGUUCCUGCCAAGGUUGGAGCUUGUGUUGAUCUCGCCAAAGCCAACAUAUAG